Molecule: messenger RNA, 2943 nt
Organism: Sander lucioperca (pikeperch)
Lineage: Eukaryota; Metazoa; Chordata; Actinopteri; Perciformes; Percidae
Product: frizzled-8-like
Exons: 1
Coding region: 346-2094 (582 amino acids)
Biological process (GO): non-canonical Wnt signaling pathway; canonical Wnt signaling pathway
Cellular component (GO): plasma membrane
Molecular function (GO): Wnt receptor activity; Wnt-protein binding
Source: RefSeq, a predicted model, not a curated record
AGAAGGAAUCCUUGAUUGACUUAUUCUCCCUCCCCGCCCAUGCUUGGGGGAGUGUCCUCGCUCCUCCCGUAUAAAACCCAACGCACCCACAGGCGCUGGAGCAUGUGAAGAGAGAGACACGGCGCAGCACCGACACAAAGGGAGAGAGGAGACUGAUAGUAACCCAGACUGUGUGAAAGUAAAGCGCUUGUGUUGGGAUACUACAGACACUACAGAGCACCACAAACUGUCUGCGCUCUAGCAUGAGUUCAGCAGCAUCCCUGGAUUAGUUGCAUUUGCAGCCUACUUGCGGAGCGCAAGUUCGCUGCCACUUUGUCGAGGACGAUUCGCGCACAGAAAACAACGAUGGAGAGGAGCAGCAUCCCGGGAUGGUGCGUGCUGUUAGCCCUCGUCCUGCACGGAACGAGCUGCAUGGCGGCCAAGGAGCUCCAGUGCCAAGAGAUCUCCGUGCCUCUGUGUAAAGGAAUCGGCUACAAUUACACAUACAUGCCCAACCAGUUCAACCACGACACGCAGGACGAAGCUGGUCUGGAGGUGCACCAGUUUUGGCCGCUGGUUGAGAUAAAGUGCUCCCCGGACUUGCGCUUCUUCCUCUGCAGCAUGUACACACCGAUCUGCCUGGAGGACUACAAGAAGCCUCUACCGCCGUGUAGGAGCGUGUGUGAGCGGGCAAAAGCUGGCUGCGCUCCGCUCAUGAGGCAGUACGGGUUCCCGUGGCCAGACCGGAUGAGGUGCGAUCUGCUGCCCGAGCAGGGGAACCAGGACACGCUGUGCAUGGACUACAACCGCAGCCAAACCACCACUGCUUCUCCUGUGGUGGCGAAGCCGACCAACCGAUCACUGAAGCCCUACAGCCCCAGGAAGAAGAGCGGCUACGGCCGCGGCGUCCCCGGAAAACACAAGCCAGCAGCGUCCUCGUGCGAGCCGGGAUGCUUCUGCCGUGCGCCCAUGGUGCCAGUGACCAGCGACAGCCACCCGCUGCACAACCGCGUCAAGACGGGGCAGAUCCUGAACUGCGCCAUGCCGUGCCACAGCCCCUACUUCACCCAAGAAGAGAGGACAUUUACCGCCUUCUGGAUUGGCCUGUGGUCCGUCCUGUGUUUCAUCUCCACUUUCGCAACCGUGGCGACUUUUUUAAUCGACAUGGAGAGGUUUAAGUACCCAGAGCGCCCCAUCAUAUUCCUCUCCGCCUGCUACAUGUUUGUGUCCAUUGGAUACAUUGUCAGGCUGAUCGCCGGACACGAGGAAGUGGCCUGCAGCAGGGAGCACGGCGCUGAACACAUCCACUAUGAGACCACGGGUCCUGCGCUCUGCACCAUCGUUUUCCUGCUCAUUUACUUCUUCGGCAUGGCCAGCUCGAUCUGGUGGGUGAUACUGUCCCUCACUUGGUUUCUCGCCGCCGGCAUGAAGUGGGGGAACGAGGCCAUCGCCAGUUACGCACAGUACUUUCAUUUGGCCGCCUGGCUCAUCCCCAGCAUGAAAUCCAUCGCAGUUUUGGCUCUGAGCUCAGUGGAUGGAGACUCCGUGGCUGGGAUUUGCUAUGUAGGUAACCAUAAUUUGGAUAACCUGCGAGGUUUUGUGUUGGCACCUCUGGUUAUCUACCUGUUCAUCGGCACCAUGUUUCUGCUGGCCGGGUUCGUCUCGCUGUUUAGGAUCAGGAGUGUAAUCAAGCAAGGGGGCACCAAGACUGACAAACUGGAGAGGCUGAUGAUCCGGAUAGGCGUUUUCACAGUUUUAUACACCGUCCCAGCCACGGUCAUAGUGGCGUGUUACUUUUACGAGCAGCAUAACAGACAAACUUGGGAAAUUACGCACAAUUGUACGUGCAUGACGGACGCGAACAGGCAAAGGCCGGACUAUGCUGUGUUCAUGUUAAAGUACUUUAUGUGCCUUCUGGUAGGCAUCACUUCGGGAGCCUGGAUCUGGUCCGGGAAAACCUUGGACUCCUGGAGGACUUUUUGCACGCGGUGCUGCUGGGGGAGCAAAGCCUCCCCGGGCUCCAUGUACAGUGAUGUGAGCACGGGACUGACCUGGAGGUCCGGGACGGCCAGCUCCGUCUCCUGCCCCAAACAGAUGCCACUGUCCCGGGUUUGAACAGUACGCUCAUCCGCUCAAAUGCAUCUUAUGUCAUUUGACACUAAAGACUUAAAAAGCAGCGAAUAUCAGCUCUUCUGGGGACAAAGUGGCGCAAAGACUUCUUUUUAAAUGUUUCAUUUGGUAAAUUAUUCAAAGUGAGAGACACCAAACUGCCAGUUUAGAUGUAACUUUGACGAGCACUCCGCUAAUGUGAAUAUAUUUUUUGAAUUUGUGGUCAUUCAUGCUCCAUUCUGCUUCUAAAAGUUCUAAGAUCAGUUUGGGCUUGUGCUUAUAGAAAGUGCUCCUUCCUUGCCUUAUCCAAAUGACGUCCAUGGGUUUGAAUAGAGGGUGUUGGGUAGGGGAGGGGUGACUAAUUGUGUUGGGAUUGUCCAUCAGCGUGUUGUAAUUAGCACAUUAAUGAGCGCCUAAUGGCUUCUCUUUACAUAAUGAGACUGUCAGCAGCAGAACAAUUGUACCUGGCACGAAGAAUGCAGUCUUAUCUGGGCGUAAUUGAAUGCGCACAGCUGACAAGAUCCCCCUUGUCGAUAGGUUACAUGGUAUAGCUGAGGAUCUUUUUUACUGUAAAGAACCGCUGUGUCUUAAACAUAAGAGUCACACAAGACUGCUCUGCUGGAAACGAGGCCGUCGCUGGGCUGCUUUUUGUCUGCAAGAUGGAUUUACACGUACAUUAAUCAAUGCCUUAAUACUGUCUCAUACGGGUUGCAUUAGCGCGUAAAGUGUAUUUAUAUAAUUAUUGGUGUACAUAUAUUGUACAUUUGUAUAUGAAAAUUUACGAGAUUGUAAAUAUGUAUAAUUUCCACUUUGAUAGAAAAUUUUAUUUUGAGAAUAAAACAAACUUUUAUUGAA